AUGUCUACGGGCGGAGACGGAGCUGAUGCUCCCGGGCGCGCUGCCACAAAGCAAACCCUGUCGAAUCUGCCGCCGAUGGAGCUUCUGAUGGGCCGUGAAAACUGGCCGGAUUGGAAGUUCGCUGUGCAGACGAUGUUGGAGGUUGAAGGCCUUUGGGACGCAGAUGAACCGGCAGCAGGCGCCGUGGUCGACCCGGUGAUGGACAAGUUGGCCAAGGGGCGGAUCAUCCUCAUGGUCCACAAAUCGAACUUCAACCACCUCAGGGGGGUGCAAACGGCGAAGGAAGCUUGGACGAAGCUCGAAAAUGUCUUCGAGGAUUCCGGAUUGACUCGACGGAUGGCGCUAAUCAACAAACUGACGUCGACGAGGCUGGACAACAGCGAGUCGAUGCAAGCGUUUGUGUCCGAUAUCCUGGAUGCCGCACACCAGUUGCGCGGAAUCGGCUUUGACGUGACGGACGAGUGGGUCGGAUCGUUCCUGCUCAACGGAUUGCCAGCAUCGUAUCGUCCAAUGAUUAUGGCCUUGGAAAAUUGCGGCCAAGCAAUCACAGGGGAUCUAAUCAAGACGAAGCUGCUGCAGGAGGUGUCUGUUCCGUCGGAGGGGGCCGCGUUCGCAAGCAACAAGCAGCACAAGAAGUCGACGACAAGCCACCAGAGCAAUCCACCCAGCAGUCACCCGAGCACAUCCAAAGGACCGAAAUGUCGGCGCUGCCACAACUACGGUCACAUCGCUCGUGAUUGCAAGAUGAAGAAGCCUAAGAAGGACGGAAGUGCUUGGUGCAUCGUGUUGUCGGCACUCAACGAGGAGGAUGACAACUGGUACUUUGACUCCGGCGCAUCGAACCAUUUUUCGAAGUCGGACGCGAUGCUGGAGGAUCUUCAGCAGUAUGGAGGCACCGUGGUUGCAGCCAACAGAGGGGCGAUGAAGAUCGUGGCGAAGGGGCGGAUGCAGCUCACCCCGAAAAGUUGCCCGGAUUCCCCGAUCGUCGUGAAUGACGUGCAAGUCAUCCCGGAGCUGUCAUCGAACCUGCUGUCAGUCAACCAGAUCGUGAAGCGAGGCUCACGGUAA
Molecule: messenger RNA, 1068 nt
Organism: Culex quinquefasciatus (southern house mosquito)
Lineage: Eukaryota; Metazoa; Arthropoda; Insecta; Diptera; Culicidae
Exons: 1
Coding region: 1-1068 (355 amino acids)
Molecular function (GO): zinc ion binding; nucleic acid binding
Source: RefSeq, a predicted model, not a curated record